Cylindrotheca closterium is the source of this 714-nucleotide messenger RNA. NCBI's taxonomy places the organism in Eukaryota, Bacillariophyta, Bacillariophyceae, Bacillariales, Bacillariaceae. The record is from the annotation of a GenBank genome assembly.
AUGAACGAUGGCACCAACAUCUACGUGGAGUCAGAACCAUAUCCUUGGCCGUUUGAUGGAAACUUGAAGAAAGAGAACACCUGCAUUAUUGUUAUCGAUAUGCAGGUUGACUUUUGUGCAAAAGGAGGCUACGUUGAUAGCAUGGGAUACGAUCUGAAUAAUACAAGAGCACCCAUUGUCCCUAUUCAAAAUACGCUUGCUUUCUUGAGGAAGCACGGCUUUCAUAUUUUGCACACGCGUGAAGGUCAUCGCCCCGAUCUAGCAGAUUGCCCAGCGAACAAACGUUGGCGGUCGAAGCAAAUUGGAGCUGAGAUUGGAAGCAAGGGUCCAUGUGGAAGAAUUCUAGUAAUCGGAGAACCAGGGUGGGAAAUCAUUCCCGAGGUGAAACCUCUUCCCGGUGAAAUUGUGAUUGACAAGCCGGGAAAAGGAAGUUUCACCGGAACGAAUUUGGAUCUCAUUCUCAAGACGAAAGGGAUUCAAAAUAUCAUCUUGGCGGGUGUGACAACAGAUGUCUGUGUUCAUACCACCAUGCGCCACGCCAACGAUAUGGGAUAUGAAUGCACCUUGCUGGCGGAUUGCUGCGGAGCGACAGAUCCCAAAAAUCACGACGCUGCCAUUUCGAUGAUUCAAAAGCAGGGGGGUGUCUUUGGUACUGUCACUACUUCGGAAAAACUCAUCGCUUCCUUGUCGAAGGUUUUUGAGGCUGAUCAAUAA